Messenger RNA from Chironomus riparius, 732 nucleotides. NCBI's taxonomy places the organism in Eukaryota, Metazoa, Arthropoda, Insecta, Diptera, Chironomidae. The record is from the annotation of a GenBank genome assembly.
UUACAAUUUCUACAAUCCGACCAUUGGAAAAUUAAUUCUUUCAAAAAUUUAAUUUCCUUAAUUUAUUCAAUCUAAUCAAUAGAAAUGCCGACUUACGAGCUAGCACUAAUGUUGAGAACUAUGGCUAGACCUGAACUGGUUAGCACCUUAAAGAGAACGACUGACUCGAUAUUUUCUCGAGGAGGAUUCCUCAGGAAGCUAGAUUUUCUAGGAGAUAAAACGCUUCCAUAUAGAAUUCAUAAAAAUUCACAAAAACAUUUUACUGGAUCCGCUUUUGUUGUGACAUUUGAUGUACCGCCCAAAUGUAUUUCUGACUUAAUGGAAGAAUAUUCGCGUGAUGUCGAUGUUCUAAAAAGACAAAUUUUCAAGAUAGAAGAGCCUUCAAAUGCGGAAUGUUUGCUCGGUGAUGAACUUCAACCUCCAGCUUAUAGAAAGGAGGUCAUUCAAAUGAUGAAAGUAGCUGCUAAGGGACAGAAAGAGAAAUAUCCUCAAAAUACUGGACUUAAAUAUUAUCCGUUCCAGAAGUAAAUUGAGUUUUCUGUAUUAAUUUUAGAUAAACUAGGAUAUUUUAAAAUAAAAAUGAUUGAAGCUGUAAAAAUGUUUUUGUUGGUGCUGGUUAUAGCGGGUUCUGUCCUAAAGUUAACCAUCAUAUAAAAUUUGAAAUUUAACGUUCACAUAAAAUUCGAAUUUUGACUCUCAACUAGUUUUGAAUUUUCAAAUUGAAAAUAACCG